This is a messenger RNA of Talaromyces atroroseus, 5142 nucleotides long. RefSeq lists its product as hypothetical. Gene Ontology annotation, molecular function: protein binding; sterol binding. Lineage: Eukaryota; Fungi; Ascomycota; Eurotiomycetes; Eurotiales; Trichocomaceae. The record is from RefSeq and is a predicted model, not a curated record. The transcript has 7 exons. Bases 1 to 5142 code for a protein of 1713 amino acids. Gene Ontology annotation, biological process: maintenance of cell polarity; endocytosis; proton-transporting ATP synthase complex assembly. Gene Ontology annotation, cellular component: nuclear envelope; membrane; intracellular membrane-bounded organelle.
AUGAGAACGAAACUCUGCAGAGCCGCGACGGCUUUGUCGUCAACUCGCCAAACAGCAUGCUUCCACUGCGCCACCAGAACAUGGGCCAUCGCCCACCCCAUCACCGCCCAUGGCCCUCCGCCCAAAGCUCCCACGCCCGCGCCCGAAUUCAAGCACGAUCCACGACGAGCGACUACACAGCACAAACAAACACAGACGCAAACAGAUAGCAGUGCUGCCACGCGAGUGUCGCAAGCGAAAUCCUCCCCGCUCAAGAGGCGCUUCUGGAAGGACGUGCAUGUUACGGAGAAUGCAGAUGGUUAUCAAGUAUUACUCGACACUCGCCCCGUCCGCAGUCCCACGAAAGCUGUCUUGAUGGUCCCCAACACCAAACGCCACCUCGCCGAGGCCAUCGCUCUGGAAUGGGACUUGUUAACGUCGGCCCAGCAGGCGCUCAAGCAACACUUGAUCCCGCUGACGUCUCUCACCACGCGCGCCACCGAUAUUGUCCGCGAAGACGAGUCGGGCCAGCAACAACGCAUUCGACAGGAGAUCGUGAAGACGGCUAUGCGGUAUCUCGACACGGAUACGCUGCUGUGUUGGGUGCCGGAGAAGGAACUGGCCAGUGAGAAAGUCAUGUCAGGCCCCGGAGAAACAGGGACCGAAGGAGGGACACCGACAGAAAGCCUGCGCGAUAUGCAAAUGAGGGUUGCGCAGGGGAUUAUCGGUUUCCUCACACGCACAAUCUGGCCGGGCGUCGAGCUCAAGCCCGUCCUCGACGAGAACAGCAUCAUGCCCGUGUCGCAGAGCCAGAAGACGCUGGAUACCAUCCAGAGCUGGAUCUGGUCCUUGCCGGCAUAUGAGCUGGCGGGGCUCGAGAGGGCGAUCCUGGCCAGCAAGAGCUUGCUGGUUGCGGCGCGGCUGGUGGUGGAAUGGGGUGAGCAUUUCGCCAACCUGCAACAGACGCUUGCUGUGGACCGGGAGAGAUUCGGCGUUGAGGAGGCUGCGCAGGCAUCGAGCCUGGAGGUUAUGUAUCAGACGGGCAUGUGGGGAGAGGUCGAGGACACGCACGAUGUUGAUCGAGAGGAUCUGAGGAGGCAGCUGGGGAGCGUCGUGCUGUUGGCCAAUAAUUCCCCCCCGGGGCCCAAAGCAGUCGCCACCUUCUCCUUCCCCUCCUCCAGCCAACAACUCCAGACACUCCCUGGCCUUCCUCCCUCGCUCCCUCAAUAUCCUUACACACGGCCAGUUUCAUAUUCAUAUAAUCCCAGCCAAUCCAAUUCCCUGUUUUGUUUCCCGUCCCGAGCGAGUCGCUAUGCAGCUGCGAAGAUGAGCGAAUCAAGCGUUGGCCACAAGCGAUCCAAGAGUGCCCUGGCGCGCUCUCUCCUCCAUCGCGUACAGUCCAAAAACGAGAGCCGAGAUGAUAACAACAAUAACAAUAGCAAUAACAGCAACAUCAACAGCAACAGCAACAGCAACGGAAAUAUCUCGCCGACAUCAACAACCGCAUCGUCCUCCUUUCCCUCCUUUCCCGAGUCCCAGCACAACCGACACUCGUCGCUCUCCCUGACCAAAACCCGAAGCAACCGGAGAAUCGACACAACAAUGGAAUCGCCCACUGCCUCCGGCGACAUCUCUUCUUCCAUUGCCGAGGAGAGAAGCUCCUCGUCGCCGCCCGAAACUGCUCCUGCCGCUGCCACGUCGAUUGAACAGUCCGUAAAGGCGUUUCGUCUGUUUGAAAUCCUACGAAGCGGCGACACUACCGCCAUUUCCAAGGCGAUCAAGGAAGCAAAGGACCAAAGUACCGGCGCGGCCGCCGCAUCAUCAUCGUCGGGAACUACCAUCCUUCAUCUGGCUAUACAAUGUGCGGAUUUGCAAGUGGUGGAAUACGUGGUUGCUAGCGGGCCCGAUGUCGACAUCAACGCUCGUGACCGUGAAGGCAAUACGCCGUUGCAUCUCGCCUCGCAACUAGGCCGCGAUGCCGUGGUGCAAGCGCUUCUGGCACAGCCUCAGAUAGACGAUUCCGUUGCGAAUUACCGCGGUCAAACGGCCCUGGAUGUUGCACGCACGCCCGAGAUUUUUGAGAAAUUGCAACUUGCACGUUCGGUCUUUAUCGACGUCAAGGCGAAACAGAUUCAAGAUAUGGUGGUUCGGGCGGACUACAAUGGAUUGGAAAAGCUUCUCGAAGAACCCAGAGUGCUGGGCAAUAUUGACGUGAAUGCACUGGACCUUGUCACGGAUACUGUCACGGCGCAAUCCGGAGGCACAUUACUGCACGAGGGGGCUAGGAAGAAGGAUACAAAACUGCUAGAGAUACUGCUUAUGCACGGCGCGGAUCCAUUCAGGCGUGACAAGAAGGGCAAACUUCCGCAAGACGUUACGAAAGAUGACAAGACCCGUGCGAUUGUGAAGAAGUCGCCUGCUGCGAUCAUCGCCCAGCGCGGUAUUCAGGAAAGAGCCAUUUUGGGCAAUGUCCCCUCUCAAGCUAGCGCCAACAGAGCGGCGAGCAGUGAGGUUACUCUUGCCGGGAAAGAUGCGAGAGAAAUGAAGGGCUAUCUUAAGAAGUGGACAAACUAUACGUCUGGGUUCAAGCUGCGUUGGUUUGUUCUUGAGGACGGGGUUUUGAGUUACUACAAACACCAAGAUGACGCCGGUUCUGCCUGUCGAGGCGCUAUCAGUAUGCGCAUUGCUAGAUUACACAUGGACGCACAGGACAAGACUCGCUUCGAAAUUCAGGGAAAGUCAUCCGUGAAAUACCAUCUUAAAGCAAACCACGUAGUCGAAGCCAAACGAUGGUUCUGGGCUCUAAACAACGCCAUCCAAUGGGCCAAAGACGAGGCCAAGGAGGAAGAACGACGGCGGACCAGAGAAUCGGAAUUUUUGCAUGCAAAGAUGCAACAAGUGGAAAGCCGUGCUUCUGAAGGUCCAGCAUCUGAGUUUACAUCCUCGGCUACCUCCAGGGUCAAUUCAAGGGGUGCCGGCGGCUCGGCUUUGGUGACCACUGAUUCAAAACCCAGUUUCUCCCGGGUCAAUACUCAUACAUCUCGAACGGCAGUUGACUCUUCAAUUCCCGGAGACGAUGAAGCCGCUUCUGCCUAUGGAUCUUACACUCAGAGUGUCGCUCACACCAUCGAUCUUCACCGCACCAACGGCGUACCUGCUGGCAUUGACGAAGAGCCGGACUAUGAAGACUAUAAUGAUUAUGCAUCGAGUCAUGACGCUCAGCCCACUAAUAAAGAUGCGUUUUACAUCACAGCCCAGUCCGCGAAACUGCAAUUAGAUCUUCUGUCAAAUGUUUCUGCCUCCCUCAAGGCCCAGAAGGAUAAAACCCCGGAGCUUACAGUAUCUGACCCGGUGGUUGAUCAAGCGUUGUCAACUUACGAGUCGGCCGUGGGCAGUCUCAACGAUUUGCUAGCCUGUCUUUCGAACAUAUCACGCGAUAGGGAUGCCUAUUGGCAAUACCGUCUUGAUAAAGAAUCGGAUAUGCGCAAAAUGUGGGAGGAAAGCAUGGCUCGUAUUGUCCAGGAGCAUGAAGAACUACAACACAAAGUCGGUGAAUCGGAAGAGAAGCGCAGGAAAACAAAGAAGGCGCUCAAGGAAGUUUUAGAAAAUACGCCCAAACCUCUCGAGCACGAGGAUGCUGAUAAGUUCGAAGAAGCAGAAGCAGAAGCAGAGCUGGAGGCGGAGAAAGCAACAGCAAAGCCAAUAGUAACCACAAUGACGCUUGUGGGGGAUAAAGCUGAGCCUGUUGUUGACGCCAGCAAGAAGGGACAGACUAUAUCUGAAUAUGCAGAUCUUGCAGAGUCGGAUUCCGAUGAUGACGAUGCAGAAUUUUUUGAUGCUAUUAGCAGCGAAGACGAUGCAAUCCCAGCCGAAAAGUGGGCAGAGUCGGGCGAAGUGGACAGUAAUAUAGCUGACCUGCGCUCGUCGAAGCUUGCUGCUAUAACACCUGCGUUUACAGGGUACGAAGAUCCCGUUCGGCAAAGACUCAAGAUGGACCAAGAUGACAGACCUAAGCUGUCGUUGUGGAGCAUCCUCAAAUCUAUGAUCGGUAAAGACAUGACCAAGAUGACACUCCCCGUAUCCUUCAACGAGCCCACCUCGCUCCUUCAACGUGUUGCCGAGGAUAUGGAAUACGCAGAUCUGCUAGACGUCGCCGCCGACCGUUCCGAGUCCCUGGAGCGUCUGCUGUACGUUGCUGCCUAUGCAAUUAGCGAGUAUGCCUCUACGAUUGGCCGGGUUGCGAAGCCGUUCAAUCCCCUGCUAGGCGAGACUUUUGAGUAUGUUCGCCCGGACAAACAGUACCGAUUCUACGUUGAGCAGGUCAGCCAUCAUCCGCCGAUUGGUGCUGCGUGGGCCGAGUCACCGAAAUGGGAAUACUACGGUGAAUCGGCUUUGAAAUCUAAAUUCUAUGGCAAAUCCUUCGACAUCAACUUGCUAGGAACGUGGUUCUGCAAGCUACGCCCUAUCAACGGCGAAGAGGAGCUCUACACAUGGAAAAAAGUAACCUCUUCAGUCAUUGGCAUCAUCACGGGCAACCCCACCGUCGACAACUACGGACCCAUGGAAGUCAAGAACUGGAAAACAGGCGAAGUCUGCUAUCUCGACUUCAAAGCCCGCGGCUGGAAAGCCUCUUCUGCCUACCAAGUAAGCGGCAAAUUAGUCGAUGCCGCCGGCGUCACGAGAUGGACAAUUGGAGGGCGAUGGAACGACAAAAUCUUCGCUCGUCCUACUACUACUACUACACCACCCCAAGGCACCGAAAGCACCAUUGCCCCCGACGAGUCCUCCAAGCCCAUCCUCCUAUGGCAAGCCAACCCGCGCCCAACCGGGAUCCCUUUCAACCUCACUCCCUUCGUCCUAACCCUCAACGCCAUUCCGGACCGUCUCCGCCCCUUCCUACCGCCCACCGACACGCGACUACGUCCCGACCAGCGCGCCAUGGAAGACGGCGAAUACGACUUUGCGGCCAGCGAGAAACACCGCGUCGAAGAGAAGCAGAGAGCGAAGCGGCGAGAGCGCGAAAUGAAGGGCGAAGAGUUUCUGCCCAAGUGGUUCCAGAGGGCUAAAUGCCCUAUUACAGGCGAGGAGUAUUGGCAGUCUUCGGGCCAGUAUUGGAAGUGUAGGGAGGUUAGUGAUUGGAGUGCGUGUGAGGAUAUUUUCUGA